UACGCACUGUAACCAAUCCACACCUUGGCGCAAAUCUUGUGGACAUAUAGUAUGAUAAGAUUAUUUCUUCACUGACUGUUCUACAGCCAUGACGAAAGUCUUUAUCUUAAUUUGUGCUAUUGCAGUAGUUGCUUAUGCUGCCGUGGACAGUCCUGCGGAAACUCCAUUCAAAUGUGACCAGAACAGCGACUGCAACGUUAGCCAGUGUUGCUCAAAAACCCCGAGGUUCUUGGUAGUGAGCAAGAGACAGUUGUCUCCUCCACUCAGCAUGUUCAUCGCUGCAUCCUGCAACCCGUACCUUCAACUUAAUGAAUCAUGCAUUUACGUCAUGAAAGUGAAUGGCGACUGCGGCUGCGCACCGGAUCUUGUUUGCAAAUACUUCCCGGAAUUAGACGCAUUUAACCCUAUGAACGUACAUCUGCCUACACCCCCCGAACUGCAACUAACCGUAGCUCCAAGCAAGCGAAUGGCAAUUCCAGCAAGUCCCGAGUCUUAUAAAUGUGUACCCAAAGUACAAAAUACUUAAUAUUGAUACAAUGUGUUUAUACCAUAUCUAAAUACAAUUGGCAAUAAAUACACGAUAUCCCCAAUGUUAC
Molecule: messenger RNA, 596 nt
Organism: Mizuhopecten yessoensis (Yesso scallop)
Lineage: Eukaryota; Metazoa; Mollusca; Bivalvia; Pectinida; Pectinidae
Exons: 3
Coding region: 89-526 (145 amino acids)
Source: RefSeq, a predicted model, not a curated record